AUGCCGGCCCUGCCGCCGGCCGCGGCGGUGGUGUCGGCGCAGCUCGUGACAGUGGCCGGCCAGCGGCGCGCCCUCGAGCUGCCUGCGUCCGCCUCGGGCGACCAAUUGUAUGCGGCUGCUGCAGCGGCGCUGGCGCUGCAGCCGGGCCGCUUCAAAUUGCUGCUGCGCGGCGUGCUGGUGUCGCCCGGCGGCGCCGCGGCGGGCGUCACAGACGGCG
Monoraphidium neglectum is the source of this 217-nucleotide messenger RNA. RefSeq lists its product as hypothetical. Lineage: Eukaryota; Viridiplantae; Chlorophyta; Chlorophyceae; Sphaeropleales; Selenastraceae. The transcript has a single exon. The record is from RefSeq and is a predicted model, not a curated record. The annotation marks the transcript as partial.